AUGAUUGAUAACAAUGUGGAGAUCUAAAGUGAUCUCAAUGAAUCUCUUACUUUCUCAACCAACCAAUUAGAACUAAGAAGAGCAUAGUCAACAGGAACUACAAGCGAAAUAGAAGGCUACAUAUAUCUAUACCGUGAUUAGGACUAUAUGACAAGUAACAAUACAAACUUUAAGACUUACUACUUUGAUCUGAUGGCUACUUUGCAAUUCACUUACGUAUUCCCUUACUUUUUACUUACAUUUCUGAGUUUCGCAUUUCUUUAUUGCUUCUCCAACGAGUUAGCCAGACUUUGGAACUCAGGACUGCCUUGUGAUCUGAACUUUGUGAGGUGGUUUGUAUCUUUUGUGAUAUGCUGUCCAAUGGUGGCUUUGAUCAGUACCUCUAUGGUGAGGAGGAUAUAUGAGACAAUCCGAGUGAAGAACUAUAUAUUCUACAGUAGACGCUACUAGAUCAAACACAUCACAACAAGCAAAUAUAGAUUCUUCAUCCCUUAUUUGAUAAUUGAUCUAUUCCACAUUGCAUGGUCUAUUGCAGGCAUAGUUAUUGACAAAAUUUACUUAUAAGAGACUUGCAGUUCUGAUCUAAGUUACGUGACCUAUACAGGUAACUUCUUAGUUGGGAUGGGCUUCGCUUUCAUCCUUAGGCUCAUCUACUUGCUGAUAUUCUUUAUAUUUGGCAAAUAGCUCUUUCAGAAAUGGUCCUAGAGAGAAUACAGAAAUAACAAAUUCGUCGUCAAACUAAAGUCUGAAUUGUACAUCCCUGAUAUUUAAACACCGAUGGGUGGCUUAUUAAGCAAUGAUUCAAUUUAAGAUGAUAAUUAUGACUAAAAAGACAAAAAUGAGGAAGUGUGCUGCUCAAUAUGCUUUUGUGAAUAUGAAAGUGGCGAGAGGAUAGUAAGACUCCCUUGUGAUAGCUAAAGGCACGUAUUCCAUGAUAGCUGUAUUAAAUAGUGGCUUGACAGGAAUGAUCUGUGUCCACUGUGCAAAUAAAACAUAAUCUUAAUGUGA
Messenger RNA from Stylonychia lemnae, 1008 nucleotides. NCBI's taxonomy places the organism in Eukaryota, Ciliophora, Spirotrichea, Sporadotrichida, Oxytrichidae. The record is from the annotation of a GenBank genome assembly.